This is a messenger RNA of Apis cerana (Asiatic honeybee), 6131 nucleotides long. Its product is annotated as jouberin. The record is from RefSeq and is a predicted model, not a curated record. Gene Ontology annotation, molecular function: protein binding. Lineage: Eukaryota; Metazoa; Arthropoda; Insecta; Hymenoptera; Apidae. Gene Ontology annotation, cellular component: ciliary basal body. Gene Ontology annotation, biological process: motile cilium assembly.
AUAUUUGUGUAGUUGUAUAUACAUAUUUGAAUAAAUAAAAGUUUAUACUUUAUAUAUAUAUAUAUAAAUAUUAUAAUAUAGUGAAAAAAUUUGAUUGCAGUUGAAUACAAGUGUAAUUUUUAAAAAAUAUAAAAAAUACGAAAAUAUUUGAAAAAAAAUAAUAGAAUUAUAUGAAAAUUAUUUCUCAUAUGUUAAAAAAUUACUGUACAAAUAUUUUUAUGUAUUUUAUUUGAAAAAAUAAGUAAAUUACUAUCAAUUUAUAUAUUAAUCAAAAAGUUGUUAAGAUUUAAAUGAAAAAUGCACAUAACCUCUGAGAAAUAAUAAGAGGAAUAAAAUAAAAUACUCAAUUUUUAUACAAAAAAUAAUAAAAAAAACUAUAUAGAUUUAAUUUAUAUUGCAAAAUUUAUUUUAUUUAUUUAUUAUUUACUUAUUUAUAAUUUUAUAUUUUUAUAUGAUAUAACAAUUUUUUAUAAUUACGUUUAUUAUAAAAAAUAUAUAAACUAUAUAGAAAUAUAAACUAAAUUAUUUUGAAGUUUUUAUUGAACAAUUUUUUUUUAUUAAUAAAAGAAUAUAUGUGUGUAUGUAUGUGUUUAUGUAUAUAUGUAUGUCUGGUUGUGUUUAUAUUUUAUUUUAAAAAAAAUAAUUAUAUAUAUAGAAAAGUAAAAAAUAUUUAUUUAGAAUAUAUUAUAACAAUUCUAGAAAUCAAAAAUAUAAUAAGGAAAUAUUAAAUAUAUCUAUAGUUAAAAAAUUUUUUAUAAUUCAAUUCAAAAAUAAAAAAUAAUAUAAGAUUAUAAACUAUAUUAACGAAAAAAAAUUAAAAUAAAGUGAAUCUAAAGUGAUUAUUAUAAUAAAUAUUUAUUUUCUACUAAUAAUAAUUACUAACAAUAUUAGAGAAUAUAUAAAUAUACAUAAUAUAGAAGUUUUUAUCAAUAUUCAUUAUAAAAAAAUUAAAAUUAAAUUAAAUAAAUUAAAAUUAUUUAUUAUUUAAUAUGGAAACUAUGAAUUUAUCAGAAUUUUCAUCAAAAUCAAUGGAUGUCAUCGUUGAUAUUCAUCAAGAAUAUGAAGAAGACAAAUUUUUUAGUGAUAAUGAUGAUCAAAAUAAAACGGUAGAUAAAAAUAUUUCAAAUCGAUUUCUACAGGAAUGUGAAAAUACAUCUUCGAAUAUAAAUACUAUUCGUGAUAAAAAAGUUAAAAGAUCUAAAAUCAAUUCAACUGCACAUCAAAAUCUUUUAAAAUAUAAUAAUGAUAUAAAAAUUAUAGAAUCGAUAGAUCUGAUUGAAGAAUUUGAAAAAUCACAGAUUAAGAAAAAAAAUGAAAAAAAAAUUCGUACAAUAAAAGAUAAUAAAUCGAAUAAGAAAAAUAGAAAUCGAUCGUUUAUAGAGGAAAAGCAUGAUAGAAAACAAUGGGAUAUAUCAAAAAAUGAAAUAGUAGAAAUGAAGAAACCAACGAGGAAACGAUGGUCAAAAGAUACCACUGUGAUUCAAUUACCGGAACCAAGGAGUAUUUCUUGGACAAAUACAUCUCCAGACAAUACAUCUUCGUCUGUUCAACAUUCAAAACAAUCAUUGUCAAUGGCAUGUUUUUCAAAUCAAUCAUUGCCAGCGAUACAUUCUUCAAAACAAGCAUUGACAACAAAUUCAUUUUUAAAACAGGAAUUAUUAUUUGGUUUUGAUAAUGUAGCUUUUGAUUCGGAAAAUGAAGAAAUUCUUAAAAUUGAAACCGAUCACAAUCAUGAUAACACGAAAAUCGAAAUGAAAUUUGAUGGCCGAAGUUCUCAAGAUUUGAGCAAGGAAAACAAAAGUUUGAGAGAAACGACAAUCAUGAUCGAAAAUUUAAAUGAGACUAUAAAUUUAAAUGGUCGAAAUUAUGAAAAUCAAAGAAAAAAAACAGUAUUAGAUAUUGAACAUACUGAAAAAUCUAAUUAUGAUAUGUCUUUGAAAGAUAGAAUGAAUCAUAAAUCAAAAUAUAAAAAAAAUUUUUCCACAGAUAAGAAUGGGAAAAAUAUUUCUGAUAAUUCCAAUACAUCGCAAAGCUUGGAAGAUAUUACUGUGCAAUCGGAUUCCUCCGAAAAAAUAUUAAUAAAGAAUAAUCAAAAAUAUAAUCGAAAACAUUCGAUUAAAAAUGAUCAAAAGCAUUCUAAAGAAAAUUUAAUAUCUGUCGAUGAACAUGAUUAUCUAAAUAGGAAUUAUUUAAAACAUUCUAGUCAACAAUCGUUUACUUCUGAGGAUGAUGAUUUGGAUGAGAAUCGUUCGAGAAAAAUUUAUAAUGAAGCUAAAUUAAAAAGAUCAAAUAUGAAGAAAAAAAAAACAAAUUAUACGGAACAAUGUCAAAUGCAACAAAAGCGAAAAAUACAUCAAAAAAAUAUUUCUACUUCAUCUAUGCAUACACCUGUUAAUGUCAAAGAAAAUUUAAAAAAAAAAGAAAAAAAAGAAGAGAAAAAUAUAAAAUAUAUUUCUGUAACAAUUCAUAGAACGGAUAUGUUAGAGAUUGAUUAUAUGACGAAACAUCCUAUGGUAAAAGUUCAUAUAAUAAAAGGAGAGAGUGGGAAAUAUUUAAAAAAUAAAUAUGGUACAAGUACAUAUUUGCAACCUAUAAUAACGGGAAAAUUCGAUUUCAAAGAAAAUAAAUCCAUAAUACCAAUAUGGGAGGAAGAACUUAUUUUCGAACAUAAUUUUGAAGAGCUUCUGAAAACCGAUAAUGAAUAUGUUGUAAUUCUUUUCGAAAUUAUAGAUCUUUUAAGUUUUGCCGAAGCCAGUUUCAAUUAUGAUAAAUUUGGUCAUGAAAGUUGUUGGUAUAAAAUAGCAUGGGCUUUUUUAAAACCUAUAGGAUACAAUAAUAUGUUACAUAUUGAUAAAAAGAUCAGAUUACAAUUGUAUAAGCCUCAAAAAAAUUUUCAAAAAUUUGAAAGAUUUCAUACAUGUGAAGUAUACACAUGGUGGAAAUCAAAUAUUCGAGAAAAAUAUCCUAGUAGCUUAUUUGUUACUAUAAAGUCCAUUGAUCCACCUAAAUUAGAACCUGUUUUAUAUCAACAAUUAUCAUUGAAUUAUUUAUCUAAUACAUGUAAUGAAUCACAAAAAAAUCAUACUUCAGACAAUAUAAAUUUACCAAAAUGGACUAGAUUAACUGCACAAUCUUGCAAAGUACCAAAUGAUAUUUUCUUCGAAACAGACAUCAGCGAAAACGGAUGUUUUUAUGUUGCUUUUAGCAACAAUGGCAAAUAUUUGGCUUGUAGCUUUGUUGAGGACCAAGAUUAUCCUAUUGUCAUUUAUAAGGUUGAAGCAAAGAAAAUACACGUACGCUUUUUAGGACACAAAAUUUUUGUUUAUUCUCUUCAUUGGUCUAACAAUGAUAAUUAUUUACUUUCUGUUUCGUCAGAUCAAACUGCUCGCAUUUGGGAUGUGCAGAAUCAAAUUAUACAACACAUAGAAAUGAUGCCUCAUCCUUCGUAUGUAUAUUGUGGUAAAUUCGAGUCUGAAAAUACCUCGAUAGUAGCAACUGGAUGUUAUGAUCGAAUAGUACGCAUUUGGAUACAAGAUAAGAAAUUGAAAAAUCAUGAUCUUAAUCAGGAAUUGGAAGGUCACGAGGGUUUUGUAAAUUCAAUGUAUUUUCAGAAAAAUAGUAACUUAUUAACAGCAGACAGUGUUGGAAUAAUAAUAUUAUGGGCGUUAAAAAAAAAUCGAAAAGUAUCAUUUAAAAAGGAAUGGCAUAUAUCACGAAAAAUAAAAGUCAGAGAAAUCGACGGUAUAAUAAUUAAUACGAUUAUUUUACAUCCUUUGGAAUCUAGACUUCUUGUUCAUUCGAGAAACAAUGGAUUAAAAAUGUUAGAUCUCGCAACUGGUGUAAUAUUGCAAAAAUAUAAUGAAUUGAAUAAUCAAAGAAUACAAUCAACAGCCUGUAUUUCUCCAUGCGGUAGUUUAAUCUUUUGCGGUGAUGAAGAUUCAUCUUUAAAUGUGUGGAAUUUAGAAACUGGAAAUCUUAUUGCAAAAUAUACAUUCGAUCAAUACUAUCGAGCAGUAACUUGUGUAGAUUAUCAUCCAUACGAUCAUAUGUUAGCUUUUACAAUUUUUGGCAGUUCUGCUCCGGUAAAAAUUUUAAAAUUUAAUAAAGAUGCCACAGGUGAAAAUAUAGGAUUAAAAAUGAGAGAAAUUGAAAAUAUAGUAAACAAUAGAAAUGUUUCCCUUGAAUUUUUAAAUACAUCUUUAAUAUCCAAAGAAGAUUUACAAUCAAAUAAUAAAGAAAUAAUUGAAGAUAAAGAUACUGUAAAAGAAAAGAAUUUGUUAUCUAAUCAGAGUUAUGAUUCUAAUCUUUUUAAAUUUCCUGAUAAUAUUCCUUUAGAAAAAAAUAAAUAUAAUAAUACAAAAAUAAAACUCCAACAAUUAAAUGAAACUGGACAAACAAUAAAAAAUCGCAGUGCGAAUCGUUUGUAUAAUAUUAUUAAAAAAAUCGAUAGCAUUUUAUCAAAUACGUCAAAAUCAUCAGGUGAUAUUGAAUCUGGAAAAAACUUUGUCCAAGAAUUAAAUAAGAUCAAAGUUUUAACAAGUUUAGAUGAAAAUAUAGAAAAACAGAAAAAAAAAUUGAGAAAAAAUACAUCUAUAAGUAGUGAAGAUCAAUCGAGUUAUUUUGAGUCAAGUACAACAAAUAGUGACAAACAGAAAGUUAUUGAAAGUUACGCUUUACAAAGUAACAAAAUAAAUGAUUGGCAUAUAAAAAAAAGAUUGAAAAAUAUAAAGGAAAUGAAAAAUAAUGACACAUUAAAAAAUUAUAUAUCAGAGAGUUUUUCUGAUAGUACUACUGAUUAUUAUAAGAUGAAAGUAUAUCAUGAAAGUACAAAAGAUUUAUCACAAGAAAAUAUUGAAUCAGAGCAUAUUACUGAAAUAGAAAAAAAUGAUGGAAAAAUAAUUAUUUGUGAUAAGCGUUUUAAAAAUAAUGAUUCAAAUUCUACUGAUAAUAAAAUACAUAUUGUUGAAAAAAAUGAUGUAAAAAAUUGUGAUGAAAUUUCGUUAAAAAUGUUUGAAAACAAAAAUUUAGUUUUAGAUGUUACAAAUAUUGAAUCAAAUAUAGAUAAUUAUGAAAGUGAUUGUUCGAUACGUAGUAAUGCGACUUUUAUUAUUGAACGUGAAGUUUCUACAUCAAAAUAAAAAAAAAAUAUAAUCUAAAAUCUUUUUAAGAAUUUAAAAAUAAAAAUAUAAUAUUUAAAAUCAUUAUUUAAUGUAUUUAAUAUAAAAUGCCUUUAUAUAUUAUAACUUAUUGUAUUUAAAACAAAUUUGUAAUUUAAAAAUAUUUUAUUUCAUGUAUUUCUAAAGCAUGUAUUUUAAAUUAUUAUUUAUCAUAUAACACGAAGUUGUUUCGAUGAUAAAUCGUACAUCGACAAAAGAUGUCUAUAUAUUAUCUAAGAGAAAUUAAUUAUUAUAUUAUUUUAUAUUAUAACAGUUAAGAAAUAAACGUGCAAGUUAUUUUAACUUAAAUAAAAUUAUUUUUAUUUUAAAUAUGGGUUCUUUUUUCGGAAAUAUAGCUAGAAUUUCUGUGAAAAUAAUUAUUCUUCCUUUUUUGUAUUUGACAUAUUUAUAUGGCGUAUAUUUAGCGAAUUUAAUUAAUAUAGCAUUUAUAAUUUACAUAUUAUUCAUAUUUAAAUUAGUUGGUAUACCGAUAAGUACUGAAAAUGAAGAGUCAGGUGAUGAAGAGGUACGAAAUUUUUCGUAAUUAUUAAUUAAUAUUAUUUAUAAUAUUAUAUUAUUUAUAAUAUUUUUUUAAUAUUUAUAAUAACAAAAUAUAAAUAUAUAUUAAAUACUUUGUUAAUUUCAUAAAAACAUGAAAAGUUGAUAAAAUGUAUGAUUUUUCUGGAUGCAUUACAUAUAUAUGUACAUAUAUGUAAUUAAAAAAUGAAUCUCGCAAAAAAAGCGAGAAAUGGGCAGUAUAUUGACAAGUUUAGCUACGAUUGGCAUUAGUCUCAUUUUUUAUCCUUUCCUAUUUCUUUGCUAUAUAUACAUUCUUUUUAUUAUGAUUAUCUUUAAUAUCGUACAUUCAUUCUAUAUUUUUCUUUUAAUGUUACUUAACGGUUUUCCGGAUAGCACAAUUAGUGAUUAAGAUUAUGUGAGUUUAUAAUCUACAAAUAAAAAUAUGAUUUUCAAUUA